Messenger RNA from Penicillium verrucosum, 417 nucleotides. RefSeq lists its product as uncharacterized. The record is from RefSeq and is a predicted model, not a curated record. NCBI's taxonomy places the organism in Eukaryota, Fungi, Ascomycota, Eurotiomycetes, Eurotiales, Aspergillaceae. Bases 1 to 417 code for a protein of 138 amino acids. The transcript is spliced from 2 exons.
AUGCCAAAGUUUUGCCAAGGCGCUAACUCGUGUCGAGUUGUCGAUCUCCUGACCACCUGCCUAUUUAGGGACAUAUUCUCCCAGAGUAGCAUCAAGGAGACCACUGACAAACUCGAGUCAUUUGACCAGGCCCGCAUUCGAAAGCUAAAUGCGAAGCCAUGCUGUUGCAAAUGCUCCCCACGUCGUGGAUGUUCGAUUCCCUGGGAUGAGGUUGUCAGUGAAUUCCGCAAGGGUACCCUCGAGUACUUUGACGGUUUGUGCUUGGAUUGUAUGAAGCACUCUCCCAGGAAAAGUUCGAAGUAUGGAAACGUUCAAGUCACCAAGAUGGUCAUGACAAAGAUUGUUGUAUUGAGGGCGGUUAACAUGGUUGCAGAAUGGGAUGGUUGGAUACUUCGUUACUUUGGAGUCCAACCUUAA